AUGAUGGUGGAAUCCGCCUCGGAGACAAUCAGGUCGGCUCCCUCUGGUCAGAACGGCGUGGGCAGCAUCUCCGGGCAGGCCGAUGGCGGCGGCGGGGCCGGGGCGGCGGCUGGCGGAGGCGGCGCGGGCAGGGACUCGGCGGCGGCGGGCGCGGACAGCAACGGCGAGAUGAGCCCGGCGGAGCUGCUGCACUUCCAGCAGCAACAGGCUCUCCAGGUGGCCAGGCAGUUCCUGCUGCAGCAGGCCUCAGGCCUGAGCUCCCCGGGCAACAAUGACAGCAAGCAGUCGGCCUCUGCCGUGCAGGUGCCUGUGUCGGUGGCCAUGAUGUCGCCGCAGAUGCUUGCCCCCCAACAGAUGCAGCAGAUCCUGUCGCCCCCACAGCUGCAGGCCUUGCUCCAGCAGCAGCAGGCACUCAUGCUGCAGCAGCUGCAGGAAUACUAUAAGAAGCAGCAAGAGCAGCUCCACUUACAGCUCCUCACCCAGCAGCAGGCUGGGAAGCAGCAACCCAAAGAGGCCCUGGGGAACAAGCAGCUGGCCUUCCAGCAGCAGCUCCUGCAAAUGCAACAGUUGCAGCAGCAGCACCUGCUCAACCUGCAGAGACAGGGGCUGGUCAGCCUGCAGCCCAGCCAAGCCUCGGGGCCCCUGCAGACCCUCCCGCAAGCGGCCGUGUGCCCGACGGACCUGCCCCAGCUGUGGAAGGGCGAGGGUGCCCCCGGGCAGCCCGCCGAGGACAGCGUCAAGCAGGAGGGGCUGGACCUCACCGGCUCAGCCACCACCGCUACCUCGUUUGCCGCCCCCCCCAAAGUCUCACCCCCCCUCUCCCACCACACCCUGCCCAACGGACAGCCCACUGUGCUCACACCUCGGAGAGACAGCUCCUCCCACGAGGAGACGCCAGGCUCCCACCCCCUCUACGGACACGGAGAGUGUAAGUGGCCAGGCUGUGAGACCCUGUGUGAAGACCUGGGCCAGUUUAUCAAACACCUCAACACAGAGCACGCCCUGGAUGACCGGAGCACAGCCCAGUGCCGGGUGCAGAUGCAGGUGGUCCAGCAGCUGGAGAUCCAGCUCGCCAAGGAGAGUGAGAGGCUGCAGGCCAUGAUGGCCCACCUGCACAUGCGGCCCUCCGAGCCCAAGCCCUUCAGCCAGCCACUGAACCCGGUCCCCGGCUCCUCCUCAUUCUCCAAGGUGCCCGUCUCUGCAGCAGACUCGUUCCCAGAUGGUCUUGUGCACCCCCCCACCUCGGCCGCUGCCCCCGUCACCCCCCUACGGCCGCCCGGCCUCAGCUCUGCCCCCCUGCACAGCGGGGGCCCCGCCCGCCGGAGGAGCAGUGACAAGUUCUGCUCCCCCAUCUCUUCGGAGCUGGCCCAGAAUCACGAGUUCUACAAGAACGCCGACGUCAGGCCCCCCUUCACCUACGCCUCCCUCAUCCGCCAGGCCAUUCUGGAAACCCCCGACAGGCAGCUGACCCUGAAUGAGAUCUAUAACUGGUUCACCAGGAUGUUCGCCUAUUUCCGGAGAAACACUGCCACCUGGAAGAAUGCUGUGCGGCACAACCUCAGCCUGCACAAGUGCUUCGUGCGCGUGGAGAACGUCAAGGGCGCCGUGUGGACUGUGGACGAACGCGAGUAUCAGAAGCGGAGGCCGCCAAAGAUGACGGGGAGCCCCACCCUGGUGAAAAACAUGAUCUCGGGCCUCAGUUACGGAGCACUUAAUGCCAGCUACCAGGCUGCCCUGGCCGAGAGCAGCUUCCCCCUCCUCAACAGCCCUGGCAUGCUGAACCCGGGCUCUGCCAGCAGCCUCCUGCCCCUCAGCCACGACGAAGUGGGUGCCCCCGUGGAGCCGCUGACCAGCAAUGGCAGCAGCAGCCCCCCUCGCCUCUCCCCGUCCCAGUACAGCCACCAGGUGCAGGUGAAAGAGGAGCCAGCCGAGGCAGAGGAAGACAGGCGGCCGGGCCCCCCCCUGGGCCCCCCCAACCCCAGCACCGCGGGGCCUCCAGAAGACAGGGACCUGGAGGAGGAGCUGCCAGGAGAGGAACUGUCCUAA
Molecule: messenger RNA, 2046 nt
Organism: Ailuropoda melanoleuca (giant panda)
Lineage: Eukaryota; Metazoa; Chordata; Mammalia; Carnivora; Ursidae
Gene: FOXP4
Product: forkhead box P4
Biological process (GO): regulation of transcription by RNA polymerase II
Cellular component (GO): nucleus
Molecular function (GO): DNA-binding transcription repressor activity, RNA polymerase II-specific; RNA polymerase II cis-regulatory region sequence-specific DNA binding
Source: RefSeq, a predicted model, not a curated record